GCGCGAGACCGAACUACACAAACCGCUCCUUGGACGCGGCCAUUUUGAACCGUGGUGGCGCUCGCUGUUUGGUUGCAGUGACUUAUUUGACUCUCUGGAAUCAAGGCUCCCAGUCUGUUUCCGUUACUGGCUGGCGCUAGUAAAUCAGAUAACUCAGAAGUGAAGGUUUAUAUAGUUCUCGAGAGGGGCGUAUUGUGAGAUCAGGACGAGAGAAAAGCUGGGAUCAGCCUCAGCAGAGUUUAGAGAGGAACUCAGCACACGAAUUGAAAUGAUUGACUCAGUCAAAGUAAGGAGACAGAGCACCUUGGAUUUUUACUCUCACUAUGAAUUCCUCUGUGCUGUUCAAGGCUCUGUCCCACUAAAAACUGUGAAAGCUGAUGUGAAUCAGGGCAUUCUUGAGCUAAAUGCAGAUCGCCUCAAGGCUUCUGAUUGGGCACCACUUCUGAAUGCUAUCAGGCAUAAUAAGACUUUGACUUCUAUUGUAAUAAGAAGCUUUCAUCAACAGGGUCUUGGAGAAUCAGGGGCUGACAGACCUAAAACCUACUUUAGAAGACGAAUUCCAGCAAUUCGAUCAAAAGACAUGACUACUCAAUUAUGUAAAGCCAUCAGAGGUUGUCUGAAUAUAUCAAGUGCUCUAAAAAAUGUGGAACUUGAGGGACUGCUUCUAAGAGAGCGAGAUCUAAUAUUUUUAACAAAGGGGUUGGCUAAGACGUCAUCUUUGGAGAGCUUGUCAUUAGCACAUUGUCCAAUUGGAGAUGGAGGAUUGGAAACAAUCUGUCAAAGUGUGAGAAACUCAGCCAACAUCAAAUCUAUAAAUUUUACAGGAUGUAGUUUGACCUGGCGGGGAGCAGAACACUUGGCCAAUGUCUUAAAGCAUCAGGCAAUGAAAAGACAUGGUGAAGCUUGGGCUGAAAGCCUGCGCUAUAGGAGACCUGAUCUUGACUGCAUGGCAGGUUUGAGGCGUAUCACUCUCAACUGCAAUACACUUGUUGGUGAUCGAGGGGCUAGAGCCUUUGCAGAAUGUCUUGGAGAAGACCUGUGGCUGAAAGCACUUGACAUGCAGCAGUGUGGAAUUUCCAAUGAUGGGGCAAAAUCAUUGUUAGAUGCUUUUCAAACUAAUACAACUCUAGUGAUAUUGGAUGUAAGAAAAAAUCCAUUAAUUGAUCACACUUUGAUGAAAAAACUUAUUGAAAGAGUUCUCAUGAAUGGAAACAGUGCCAGUUCAGAGUACAAGUGGCUGACAUCUCCUUCUUCAAAGGAAGUUCUCAAACCUAAAUCAAAAAAAAGAACUAUUGUCCUAGGAAGUGGUCGGAAAGGAAAAGCUACUAUUCGUAUUGUGAUUUGGAGACACAGAGGAUUAGCAUCUAAAAAGCCCAUACACCCUGGAAAGAGUCCAUCUGAUAAAGAUACCUAUUCCCCAAAACCAUUACCACCAGGUGCAUAUGGUUUUCUACCUUGGCGUACUGCAGAGCGUGCAAAGAGGUGCAGGGGAUUCCCAGUGGAUGGUACUCAGGAGUUACCACUGAAGUUCCAGACAGGCAUUCCUGUGAAAGUGACAGUGGAAAGUGCUUCUGCAUCUGAAACUGAAGAGACAGAAGGGACUUUAGAGGACAUUAUGCAUGAUCCUGACUUGACAGAAUCCCCACUUAAAACUAAUGUAAGACGAUAUCAGCAAUUACGGACAGAACUGGAAGAAUGUCUAUUAAAAUUAAAGGAAGAAAGAAGGGCAAGAGUAAAGGCUGAUGAACGGAUAAUGGAGCUGGAAGUUGAAAAUGCCCGAUUAAGGAAUCUAAACUUCUCUCUGUCUGAGGUUCUUCAUGCGCAGUCAGUAACCAACAUGAUUCUGGAAGAUGAAGGUGUUCUGGGCAGCAUUGAGACCUCUUUCCAAAAGUUUCAUGCUUUUUUAGACCUUCUUAAAGAUGCUGGACUUGGACAACUUGCCACAAUAGCUGGGAUAGACCAAUCUGAUUUUGGUUUGUUGGGCCAUCCCCAAAUGAAUUCUACUGUUAGCAAACCUGCUAUUGUACAAAAGGAGAAAUCAUAUGAAGAAGAAAGACAAGAACAAACACAGACUAGCAAAAAUGUUGGUGGAGACAUCAAAGUUUCUCUUCCUGGCUUCAUCCAUUCUCAGGUCCUUGUGAAUAAUACCUGUGCCAUUCCCAGAGAAAUACAAGAAUUUCAGGUCACUGUUCAGCAGCAGCAAGGUUUAUUGGGAGAAACUGAAGCUCAAAUGGAUAAUCAAGGAAAGGAAGAGGAAACAUCCAAAAAUAGCAGGCCAUCAUCCUCUGAGAAGAGUGUCAAAUUAAGUGAACAGACAAAAGGACAUUCUUUGAAGCAAUCAGCUACUAAUCAGUGUUCAUUUUCUGAUUCCAAUGUAAAUCUGAAGAGCAAAGGUAGCAAAAAAUUCAGUGCCACUUCUAGUGAAGACAGCCAAAACGGUUCCUCAAAAAAACACAUCUACAGAACAAAUGAAACUGGAAUUGUAAAUGUUGCAGUCCGAGGAGAUCAAAAUAAACACCAAACAGCAGAUCAUUCUAGAAAUGACACAGAGGGAUUUGAUUCUGAAAUACAAGAAAGUAUCCAUUCCAUGAAAAGCAUUUGAAAUGAGUCUAAAAAGAAAGUUCACAUUAUUUUCCACAUGUGUAAAAUAAAAAAUAUCCAUAGUUUCUUUUUGAGAGAAAUGUAUGCUUUGAAAACUUUGUAAAACUUUUCACACUCUUGACUGUUUCUGUUUCAUAUAACCGUAAUCUUUUCUCAUUACACAGUUUGUAGCAAAACCAAAUGAAACAUCAUCAGAAUGGUACCCUUCAAUGUUGUCUGAGUUUAGAAAGGCUCUGAUGUGAUGCAGAGGGGUGUUUGAUUUCCUGUGCAGUACAAAUGAAUAUAGAUUUAUUAAAUAGUAAAGUUUUAAGCAAAUAAAAUGAAUGAGACAGUACUAAUUAUGAUUUGCAUUUUUAGUUGAUCAUAUUUCAGACCAUUGUUUAGUAGCAAUUGCAUAUCCAUUGGUGCCUAAGACACUAUGGUAUAUUCUCCCUUCAUUGUUUAUGCAUAGCUCCCAUUAUUAUUGGGAAAAUCAAGGGUGAGUCUAAACCCCUUGCUAGUUAAUACUGUUCAUUAAAGUAUGUUCUUGGUUCAUAAUUAUAGACACAAUAGUGGUUUUGUAUCUCUUUGGCAGUAACACAUGAAUUGAAAUUACAGUAAUACUAUAUAAGUAAUUUGUUUUCUUCUUUUUUAUUAUUAUAGAACGUAAGCCGUAACUCUUACUGACUCAAUUGAAAAUUUCAAGCAUUUUUGUUGUUUUCAGACAGUGGAGUGUAUCUCUAUUUAAUCAGCCUAUAUUAGGUAUGGUGAUUCUGUUUUUGUAUUAAGACAGUUAUUGAUUGCAUUCAAUCACUAGCAUGUCCCACUUGAAACUGUAGUUUCUGAGAUGGUGAUGGUUAUUCUGAGAUAGUGAAACCAAUUUGAUUUGGCUUCAUAGAGAUGGCUAAGAGGUUUAGUAUUGGGAUCACUUCCUGCUUGCUGGUUCAAGACUAGCUAGUGAAGUCAUUACUAUCAAAUGGCUGUUAAAUGGUCUUUUAAAAUGAAUGAAUUUUGUUGGUCCAGUUCUUAGUGGACAAGUGCCCUUAUCACAAAAAUUCAUAUUCUAUCUAAUGUGUCCUCUUGUUAGUAAUCUUAGCAGUGAUGCCAAUGACAGAAGGAACACAGAGCCUGAAAAAUCAGAUUUUGAUGCUGCUGAGAGUAACAAAAAUACCUAGGAAGUUAGAACUACCUCCUUGCCCUAGAGCAAGGGUGGCCAACCUGAGCCUGAGAGGGAGCCAGAAUUUACCAAUGUACAUUUCCAUAGUAGUACAUCAGCAGCCCCCAUCAGUACCUCCACUCCCGCUCCCAGAGCCUCCCACCCACCAGCAGCCUGCCAAUCAGCACCGUCCCCCGAGGGGACGGGAAGGGGUGGAGUGGGGGCAGGGCCUCUGGCAGAGCCAGGGGUUGAGCAGUGAGCAACCCCCAGCACAUUGGA
Molecule: messenger RNA, 4015 nt
Organism: Gopherus evgoodei (Goodes thornscrub tortoise)
Lineage: Eukaryota; Metazoa; Chordata; Testudines; Testudinidae
Gene: CEP78
Product: centrosomal protein 78
Exons: 18
Coding region: 269-2602 (777 amino acids)
Cellular component (GO): centrosome
Molecular function (GO): protein binding
Source: RefSeq, a predicted model, not a curated record